Messenger RNA from Sphenostylis stenocarpa, 972 nucleotides. NCBI's taxonomy places the organism in Eukaryota, Viridiplantae, Streptophyta, Magnoliopsida, Fabales, Fabaceae. The record is from the annotation of a GenBank genome assembly.
AUGGCCGAUCACUCAGACUCUUCUCCUCUCGUGCCUCCCCUUCCCCUCACUGACCCUUCGGAGAUCGACCUCGAAGCCGGUCCCUCCGAACAAAUCCAAUGCCGAAUUUGUCUCGAAACCGAUGGUAGAGAUUUCAUAGCCCCUUGCAAGUGCAAAGGUACAUCAAAAUAUGUACACCGAGAAUGUUUGGAUCAUUGGCGAGCAGUUAAGGAAGGCUUUGCCUUUGCUCACUGCACUACGUGCAAGGCUCCUUAUCAUUUGCGUGUUCAUGUUGCUGCUGAUAGGAAAUGGCGUACGCUGAAAUUUCGGUUUUUUGUCACCAGAGACAUUUUGUUUAUAUUUCUGUCUGUCCAGCUUGUCAUUGCGUCACUGGCAUAUUUGGUUUAUCUAAUAGAUGGUUACCAGCAAUACUGGCUUCGUCUUCUCUGGGGUUUUGAUAGUGAAAUGAGCUUUUACUACAUAUGUGGAGCUCUAUUAUUUUUUGCCUUGCUUGGCCUUUCUGGGUGCUUCAUUACUUGUUAUGAUCGAAGAGUUCGCAAUGAUUUAGCUCAGCCUUGUAGAGAAUUAUGUCUUUGUUGCUGUCAACCUGGAGUUUGUGCAGACUGUCAUUUGCCAGGCACUCUUUGUAUGUGGACUGAUUGCACCACUUGCUUUGAGAGUUGUGGAACCAUGGCAACUGAAUGUGGUGGUUGUUUGGGUGGUGCUGGGGAAGCAGGGCUACCAUUAUUAUUCAUAAUGGCUUUGGUUGUUCUGGGACUUUUUACCGUAAUUGGGAUAUUCUACAGUGUAUUGGUGGCUACCAUGGUAGGUCAACGGAUAUGGCAACGUCAUUAUCACAUACUUGCAAAAAGGAUGUUGACAAAGGAGUAUGUCGUUGAAGACGUCGAUGGAGAGCUGACUGGAUCUGAUUGGUCUCCCCCGGCUCUCCCACAGGAGCAUGUUCAGCAGUUGAAAACAUUGGGCCUACUAUGA